CACCGAACCGAACCGAACCAAACCAAACGCGUUUAUCUCUCUGUUAGAGUCUCGAUAUCCCGGCCACCGUAGAUGGCGGCGGCGUCCGAAAGUUGCUGCACGCGCUGCUCCACCUUCAUAAUAACCAUAGGCCUAACGGCUCUGUUCCUAUGGCUGAGCCUUCGAGUGGACGAACCCAAAUGCUACAUCGAUUACAUUUACGUCCCUGCCCUCAACAAAACCCUCAAUUCCCCAAAAAACCACACUCUCUCCUUCACUCUCAAGCUCGUAAACCCUAACAAGGAUAAAGGAAUUAAAUACGACGCCAUUAACGUCUCCUUUAAAAUCUUCGUCGCACUCAACGCCACGCGCUCCCUCGGCAACGCCACCGUCGAUCACUUCUACCAGGGCCACCAGAAGAAGGCCCUCAAGCCAGGGUCGCUCCUCGCCUCCGGCAACUUCACGGCGCCGGUCGACGGCAAAGUGUUCUACCGUGUGGAUUUUGAGACGGCGGUGAAGUACAAGAUAUUGCUUUGGUACACGAAACGGGACCAUUUAUGGGGAGGGGCAAAUGUGGAAAUUGCAGAUUCUGGUCUUAAGGUGUACUCAAAACCCGUUAGGCUUGGGAACUCCCCACCGUUGAUAGAGUCCGGCGCACCCGAGGGAGUUGGACGCUAUCGUGCGCUUCUGCCAUUUUUCUUUGCUGUCUUAAUCCUGUUUGAUGCUCAUUGGUUGACUUGACUUGACUUCAGAUUUUUGUUUGUAUUGUUAUUAUUAUUUUAUUUAAUUAAGUGUUGUUUUUCUCUUAGUUUAGUUAGGGUUUAUUGAUUCAGUUCUGGUUCUGGCAAGUGAAAUAUUAUAAAUUGAUAUCAUUUGUGAUUAUUUUUAAUUUUUACUCUUUUAUGUAUGCACAUUAAAAAAA
Messenger RNA from Abrus precatorius (Indian licorice), 901 nucleotides. Its product is annotated as protein NDR1-like. The record is from RefSeq and is a predicted model, not a curated record. Gene Ontology annotation, biological process: defense response to other organism. The transcript has a single exon. Bases 73 to 720 code for a protein of 215 amino acids. NCBI's taxonomy places the organism in Eukaryota, Viridiplantae, Streptophyta, Magnoliopsida, Fabales, Fabaceae.